GAUGAGAGGAGGAAGAGGAGGAGGAGGAGGAGGCUUCUUAAGGUGUCUCCUCAAGACGCGAGCCUCACUUGUUUGCCCGCUCGCUCACUUCUCCAGCUUUCCCGACCUUCCCCGCGUCCAGCAGCACCGCGCGUGGUAGCAUCCCCUGCCUGCAGCCAUGUGCGACGACGAGGAGAGCACCGCCCUGGUGUGCGACAACGGAUCGGGACUUUGCAAAGCUGGAUUUGCCGGAGAUGACGCGCCCAGGGCCGUCUUCCCGUCCAUCGUGGGCCGGCCCAGGCACCAGGGGGUGAUGGUGGGCAUGGGCCAGAAGGACAGCUACGUCGGUGACGAGGCUCAGAGCAAGCGUGGAAUCCUCACCCUCAAGUAUCCCAUCGAGCACGGAAUCAUCACCAACUGGGACGACAUGGAGAAGAUCUGGCAUCACUCUUUUUACAACGAGCUGCGAGUGGCCCCCGAAGAGCAUCCCACCCUCCUGACCGAAGCGCCGCUCAAUCCCAAGGCCAACAGGGAGAAGAUGACACAGGUGACCCGGAAACCGGUGGCCGCUGAUUUCUCUCGCUGGCGCUCUCACGCACGUGACCUCGCUCUUUUCCUGCUCUCAGGCAUCGUUUUGGAUUCUGGGGACGGCGUGACCCACAACGUUCCCAUCUAUGAAGGUUACGCUUUGCCUCACGCCAUCAUGAGGUUGGACCUGGCUGGACGUGACCUCACCGACUACCUCAUGAAGAUCCUGACCGAGCGCGGCUACAGCUUUGUCACCACGGCCGAGCGUGAGAUCGUGCGCGACAUCAAGGAGAAGUUGUGCUACGUGGCUCUGGACUUCGAGAACGAGAUGGGGACGGCGGCCACGUCGUCCUCGCUGGAGAAGAGUUACGAGCUCCCCGACGGCCAGGUCAUCACCAUCGGUAACGAACGCUUCCGAUGCCCCGAGACUUUGUUCCAACCGUCCUUCAUCGGCAUGGAGUCGGCCGGGAUCCACGAGACCACUUACAACAGCAUCAUGAAGUGCGACAUCGACAUCCGCAAGGACCUCUAUGCCAACAACGUGCUGUCGGGGGGCACCACCAUGUACCCCGGCAUCGCCGACCGCAUGCAGAAGGAGAUCACCGCCCUGGCACCCAGCACCAUGAAGAUCAAGAUCAUCGCCCCCCCGGAGAGGAAGUACUCGGUUUGGAUCGGCGGCUCCAUCCUGGCGUCGCUGUCCACCUUCCAGCAGAUGUGGAUCAGCAAGCAGGAGUAUGAUGAGGCCGGCCCGUCCAUCGUCCACCGAAAGUGCUUCUAGAUGGUUCGGGCAGGACCGGCCCCGCCCAACGCCCGCCUCCGGAAGCGCCCCUCACCAGCUUGCAGGCUCGACCCCCCCUACAAGCCCCACCUCCAUCUUGGUGUCCUUCUUGUCCUUUGGUGUUUGUUUGGUUUUUAUUUUAAUUGUAAUUUUUUUUUUUUUUUUUUUUUUUACAUUUUGGAUGAAAUAAAGCUUGAACGCCACCAAUGAUGUCAUAGCCGGGUCGUGGCCUCCAGAUGAAAAAAAAAAGCAAAUAAAAAGCAUACCACAAACCUUUU
Molecule: messenger RNA, 1563 nt
Organism: Hippocampus comes (tiger tail seahorse)
Lineage: Eukaryota; Metazoa; Chordata; Actinopteri; Syngnathiformes; Syngnathidae
Gene: acta2
Product: actin alpha 2, smooth muscle
Exons: 8
Coding region: 158-1285 (375 amino acids)
Source: RefSeq, a predicted model, not a curated record